AUGGCACUUACUGCGGAUACUGAUUCGAUUACGAACGGCCAUGUGCUAAGCAAUGGAUGCCUUCCCAUUCCCGGUCAGAAUGAAAUCACCAAUGCCUCUCUCGAAAGCCUGGCACCAUUCAACGUCAUUCCGCAGAAGCUCGCAAGCAUGGUAGUCACGAUCUCGAACACACCGACUUCUGAUGAAGAGGAUGCCUCGAUCACCCUCAUCUCCACCAAUAUCUUGGAGAUCAUCUUCGACUACGCGUUGAACAAAUUUGACGACUGCCGAGAUCGGCUUGAGGCUGGAAGACCCAAGUUCAUAUCGGUUCUCAACAAGUUUGUCAAAGCAGGGGUCCGGAUCGAUAUGUGUCUUCCAGCAUUCCCUUUCAAAUCAGCGAACAAAGUCUACAAGGCUCUCGGUUUUCUGCCCGACAAGGCCGAGGAGAUCGCCUUGGCCCGGUUGCACAACAUGUGUAGGCGUAUUGAGGAGAUAUAUGCACCGGGUGCUCACGUUGUCAUCAUUUCGGAUGGGCUUGUCUACAAUGGCAUUUCAGAUAGAGACACUUGGCAUUAUGGGCAGGCUCUACGAGAAAUGGCCGUCGAAAAGGCAUUCACCAAUAUCGGAUUCUCCAGAUUGAAAGACUUUGUAGAUUUCAAAUUACCGGACUCCUUGGACGAGAUUUCCUACGUCGCCAACGCUACCAACUUCCGUCGUUUCAUUCUCAACAAGUUUGGGAAAGAUGACCUAGACAUAGAUCAGCUGAUUGCCGAUGACGAAGAUACUCGACUGACCUAUCAAGGAUAUCGAAGGUUCUUGAUGUCAGACUUGCGGCACAUCUACACGCUCGGGGGAGCACGGACCAGCAACACAUACAAGAGGGAGACGAAGUAUUUAGCCAAGCAAAUGCUGGUUCGAGGCUACGCCUUUGCGGGAGCGAUCAAGCAGAACUUCCCAAAUCAUCUACGACUUUCGAUCCAUCAGUCUACCGGAGAGCACAAAGUUUCCAUGAGCUUGCUGAACACCAAAACCGGGUUCACGACCCCUUGGCACUGCAGUGUCGCUCUGAUGGCUGACGGAGAAUGGAUGAGUGCACCGAUGGGAGACUUCAAGGAGAAUCCGAGAAUGAAAGUGGUUGAAGAAAAAGGCCGUCCAAGUUACUUUCGAGAAAUGACAGAGGAGGAAUUCCUAGAAGAACAAAAUUUAGCAGACCAGGCCGCCGCCGUACAAUUGGAAAAGCCGGCCGUCGACCAAGAUCAGGAGCAGGAGAGAAACGAAAACUUUUUCCACUGGGAGAAUCUUUCUUAUGAUGUCAAGAGUGGCGACAAGACCAAAAGACUUCUAGAUCAAGUCGAUGGGUGGCUGAGGGGUGGAACGUUGACGGCAUUGAUGGGUGUCGGUGGCGCUGGUAAAAGCAUUCUGCUAGAUGUCUUGGCCAAUCGUCCGACUUCCGGUGUCGUCCAUGGCGAUAUUCUGGUGAAUGGUCAGGCUCGAAACAUUGCCUCCAAGAACACGGCCGGUGUUGUGCACCAGCCUGAUUUGCAGUUUCCUGCCGCGACUGUCAGGGAAGCAUUGAUCUUCAGUGCGAUACUGAGGCAACCCAAAACGACCCCAUACGUUGAGAAGAUGGCCUAUGUUGAGGAAGUUCUUCACCUCAUUGGUAUGGAAGCAGUUGCCGAUACAGCCAUGGGAACAGUUUUGAAUAGCGAACAACGAAAACGACUGGCGAUUGGAAUCGAGCUUGCUGCCAAACCUACCAACGCGCUUUUUCUCGAACAACCGCUGUCGGGACUGGACAGUCAGGCUGCUCUAUCUAUAUGUGCGCUCCUGCGGAAGCUUGCACAGAAAGGCUUGGCUAUCCUGUGUACCAUCAAUCAACCGUCUGCACGGCUUCUGCAGUCUUUUGAUCGACUGAUCCUGCUCGCCAAGGGAGGCAAACAGCUAUAUUUUGGUAAAAUAGGUGUCUCUUGCAAGACGGUGACCAGAUACUUCGAACAAAACGGGGCCAGACCAUGCAAUGCAGAGGAGAACCCUGCAGAAUGGGUGUUCGAGGUCACCGGUUCCACGGCUGAUUCUGACAGUCCACAAGAUUGGCCAGAGGCUUGGAACAGUUCUCCCGAGCGGAAGGCUGUGAAAAGUAAACUUCUUCAGCUGAAGGAAAAGUUUGCGGCGCAGCCGGAAUCGGUCAACGAUCCCAGUUCCUCGGACACGAUUCAGCAGUCAGUCGCUGGAUUUGACGUGAUGGACCUCCAGCGUGAGUCGGGAUAA
This is a messenger RNA of Fonsecaea monophora, 2247 nucleotides long. RefSeq lists its product as hypothetical. Gene Ontology annotation, molecular function: ATP binding; ATP hydrolysis activity. Lineage: Eukaryota; Fungi; Ascomycota; Eurotiomycetes; Chaetothyriales; Herpotrichiellaceae. The transcript has 6 exons. The record is from RefSeq and is a predicted model, not a curated record. The coding region runs from base 1 to 2247 and encodes 748 amino acids.